Molecule: messenger RNA, 1436 nt
Organism: Quercus lobata
Lineage: Eukaryota; Viridiplantae; Streptophyta; Magnoliopsida; Fagales; Fagaceae
Product: dof zinc finger protein 1-like
Exons: 3
Coding region: 424-1320 (298 amino acids)
Biological process (GO): regulation of DNA-templated transcription
Molecular function (GO): DNA-binding transcription factor activity; DNA binding
Source: RefSeq, a predicted model, not a curated record
AUUAGUAUAUUUACAACUAUUAGGAAAUUUGUUUUUUUGAGAAUUGGUAAAAUGAGUAUAAACAGUUUCCAAUAUUUUAUAGACAUAAGUUUUUUUAUACUUUGUUAAAUGAUCUCAAAAACUAAGAUAGCAUGGAUAGAUUUAGAGAGCAAAACUGAGAUCACACCCACACCUAUUCAAACCUAUUCUCUCAAGUAGUACUCUUAAAAUAGAACAUAUAUGACUAUGAUUAUGGAUAGGGAAAAUGACAAAAAUACCCUCUCACUCACAGAUAUAGAGUUGGCCAACACAUGGAACCACCACAUAUGCCAUUUCUCUAGUGUUUCAUAUUGCUUUAAGACUAACAGCUUGAAAAGUGGGUGAUUUUCUUCUCUUGGAAGACCAUAGCUUUUCCUCUUCCUUUUUUUUCUGCCUCUUAAAUCCAUGGAUACAGCUCAGUGGCCACAGGGAAUUGGAGUGGUUAAACCUAUGGAAGCUUCAAGGCAAAUGAAGACAAGGCCUCAAAAGGAUCAAGCUCUCAACUGUCCAAGGUGUAAUUCAACUAACACCAAGUUUUGUUACUAUAAUAACUAUAGUCUCUCUCAGCCAAGAUACUUUUGCAAGACUUGUAGAAGGUAUUGGACUGAAGGUGGGUCUUUAAGAAAUGUUCCUGUCGGUGGAGGUUCAAGGAAGAACAAAAGAUCAACUCCACCAACACCACCAUUAGCAUCAACAUCACCUGCUUCAUCUUCAAAGAAUAAGCUUCCUGAUCUGACUUCUCCACCAAGUUUCCCUCAGUCUGCUUCUCAAAACCCUAAGAUCCAUCAAGGCCAAGAUCUUAACCUAGCAUAUCCACCAGCUCAUGAGGACUACAACACCAUAUCUAAGUUUAUUGAGGUACCCUAUAGUGACAACAACAACAGCAGCAGCAAAAGCCACCAUCAAAACCCUAGUACCUCCUCUGCUUCACCUCAACUCUCAGCCAUGGAACUGCUCAAAACUGGGAUUACAUCAAGAGGCUUGAGCUCUUUCAUGCCCAUGUCAGUUUCUGAUUCCAGUGCAAUGUAUUCAACCGGGUUUCCUAUGCAUGAAUUCAAGCCAAGUCUCAAUUUUUCUCUUGAGGGGUUUCAAGGUGGAUAUGGGAGUAGUCUUCAUCAAGGAGUGCAAGAAACUGGUGCAAGGCUCUUGUUUCCUAUUGAGGAUUUGAAACAAGUCCCAAACACAAGUGAAUUUGAUCAGAAUAGAGGCCAAGGAGAUUCUUCUGGUUAUUGGAAUGGAAUGUUAGGAGGUGGAUCAUGGUCAGAAGUGUCAGGUCCUUUAUCAACACUAUCUGGGUCGUAGAGAUUCUUCAACCCCAUUAAAGCACUUUCAUGAAGCAAAUAGGAUCUGAUCAAAGAAAUACCAGAACUACUAGGUAUGACCCCAUGAACCAUUUCUGCACAUGCCAUACCCACUUU